UUCGAGCGCCUCAGCUUUUGGCGGAGUGAUCUUACCGCAGAAACCUAUAUAAGAGCCUGGUGCAAGCGCCGGCGCAGUUAGACCAAGUCGCCUCUCAGGAAUAGGUUUGUUGUCUGCUAGGACCGGCUCGAGUUCGGUGAGAAAAUGCAGAUCUUUGUGAAGACCUUGACUGGCAAGACCAUCACCCUGGAAGUGGAGCCCAGUGACACCAUUGAGAAUGUCAAGGCCAAGAUUCAGGAUAAAGAAGGCAUUCCCCCAGACCAGCAGAGGCUGAUCUUCGCUGGCAAGCAGCUGGAAGACGGACGCACCCUCUCCGACUACAACAUCCAGAAGGAGUCCACCUUGCAUCUGGUCCUGCGUCUGAGGGGUGGUAUUUAAAAUUGCUGCUUGCUUAGAGCCACUCAAGUAAACUUCACUGCACUUUGUUUCAAUAAAGUUGUUGCAUUCCCAAA
Messenger RNA from Varanus komodoensis (Komodo dragon), 452 nucleotides. RefSeq names its product ubiquitin. The coding region runs from base 145 to 378 and encodes 77 amino acids. NCBI's taxonomy places the organism in Eukaryota, Metazoa, Chordata, Lepidosauria, Squamata, Varanidae. Gene Ontology annotation, cellular component: cytoplasm; nucleus. The transcript has 2 exons. Gene Ontology annotation, biological process: modification-dependent protein catabolic process; protein ubiquitination. The record is from RefSeq and is a predicted model, not a curated record. Gene Ontology annotation, molecular function: protein tag activity; ubiquitin protein ligase binding.